Molecule: messenger RNA, 1513 nt
Organism: Aspergillus wentii DTO 134E9
Lineage: Eukaryota; Fungi; Ascomycota; Eurotiomycetes; Eurotiales; Aspergillaceae
Product: PAF acetylhydrolase family protein
Exons: 2
Coding region: 380-1513 (377 amino acids)
Molecular function (GO): 1-alkyl-2-acetylglycerophosphocholine esterase activity
Source: RefSeq, a predicted model, not a curated record
AUGUGCUGACAACGAUAGAUAUUAUUAGCAUCCGCAUCUAGGCUUCCACUUUUAUUAUUUAAUGAUUCACGAUGAGCGUUCAGCCUUGCUGUAUGAUCAUUACUCCACAUUGGCGAGCGAGUUACCUUUUAUGGUAUUUGGAUCAUCCGUCAGCCUCAUGAUUUGGCCCCCAACCACAGCGGGAUGAUUACGGAUGAUGCAUCGAAUAGUUAGGCAGAUUCAUUACUUAUGCAGUCUUGCAUCACAAAAAACCUUGGCAUUGUUAGAUCCGAGAAGAAAUUUACGGUUGAGGCUGUCCCUAGAAGAAUAUGUAUUUAGAGAUGGGAAUCGCCAUUCAAAUCACUUGGAAGCAUCAUCAUCGUGAAGCAUCUCUACAGCCAUGACUCUUCUUCCUUCUCUCAUUCUCUGUGUCUCUCUAUUCCAGGUGGGCUAUUCGAAGCAAUACCUACCUCCAUCCACAGGACCAUGCAAUGUGCAAAUAACCCCUGCCGAGUUGGUCGACCUGUCUCGGGUUGACCCAUUCAGCCCAGAUCACAGCAAACGAGCCAUCAUGGCUAGUUCUUUUGUGCCAGUGAAUUGCAGCGACGAGUCCCAGUACAGCCCCUACGUAAGCCAAAAGGUAGCGGCUGUUAUGGACCAGAUGCUGCCCUUGGUUGGGAUUUCCUUCCCUAAUGUAACCUCGAAGAAUUUCAUGAUCGAAACAAAAUCCAAUGGAUCUCACCCAUCGCUUCCUGGGAAGGAGUAUCCUGUGAUCAUCUUCUCUCCCGGCAUGGGUGCUUCCCGUUUCAUCUAUUCUUCGCUGAUGCAGUCCGUUGCCAGCAUGGGAUUCGUUGUGAUUUCGGUCGACCACCCUUAUGAUUCUGCCAUUGUUGAAUUUCCAGAUGGUAAAUCCAUCAAUUCAUUAGGUGUGAAGAAGCUUAGAGAGAAUAUCUUAACGGCCCUGGAUACUCGUGCGAAAGAUCUCUCCUUCACAUUGGACCAACUGGAGGAAACACCCAAGCUCAUUCCCUCCUCCUUCACCGGCCGUCUCCAACUCGACAAAGUAUCUGUCAUUGGUCAUUCAUUUGGCGGCGCAGCAGCAGCAGACGUGAUGAUCAACGACACCCGGUUUGCCGGCGGAAUGAACCUCGAUGGUGCUCUGUGGGGAUCUGUAUUGCAACAGGGGCUUGACCGUCCCUUCAUCAACUUCGGGGAAGGCAAAUUUCUACACAUUCUCAACAAAACUUGGUCGGAGACUUGGCCUCACCUGCGUGGAUUCAGACGAGAGUUCAAGCUGAACGGUUCGUACCAUAUGACGUUCUCUGAUCUGCCUUUGCUUGUCGAAAAUGCUCCGAUUUCUUUGGAGGCGAAGAAAAAUGCGACGGCCGCCGUGGGAAAUGUGUCUGGAUUGCGAGUUCGGACCAUUCUGUCGGAUUAUAUCGCUGCUGCUUCUACAUAUUUCACCACAGGCAAGAAGUCCCCACUGCUCGAUCGGUCAUCUGCAGAGUAUCCCGAGGUGGUGAUUGUGCGUUGA